UAAGCUGUUUUGCAAACCGCCAGUUAAAUCCAUCGCAGAAGAAGAAGCGAGGGGACGCAUCCCGGUGUUCAUCAUUUCAUACUAAGGUUGCAGCUUUCCGAGUGACCUGAACGCUCCAAAAUGGUGAAAAUAUUCAUCGGGAACUUGGCCCAGGAAACCACAUCAGAUGAACUUCGCUCUCUCUUCUCCCAGUAUGGGAAGAUCGCAGAAUGCACUAUUGUCAAGAACUUUGGCUUCGUGCACAUGGACGACAAAGCGGAGGCAGAAGAAGCCAUCAGUAACCUCCAUCAUUACGAGCUCAACGGUCAGCCAAUGAAUGUAGAGCUGAGCCGAGGCAAGUCGCGAGGAUCGGCUAAACUACACGUGGGGAACAUCGCCUGCACCAACCAGGAGCUGAGGGCCAAGUUUGAGGAGUUUGGAGCUGUGUUGGAGUGUGACAUAGUCAAGAACUACGCUUUUGUUCACAUGGAGCGAAUGGAGGACGCCAUGGAGGUCAUUAGUCAGUUAGACAACACAGCGUUUAAAGGCAAACUGAUGAGCGUGAAGCUUUCGACUAGCCGCCUGCGUACUGCGCCGGGAAUGGGAGACAGAUCGGGUUGUUAUCGUUGCGGGCAGGAAGGCCACUGGUCCAAAGAGUGCCCUCUAGACCAAAAUGGCUACCACAGAAACGGCUCAGAGCCAAACUCUGAUGGAUACGAUGCCUCGAGAUUCGGCGGGCGUGGUCGCAGCAGGGGUUAUCAUCCGGACUUCAGCGUCGAGCCAGAUUACGGCACAGGCUACGCUCCUGUUCAUGGUUUUCCACGGGGUGCUGCUCACAGCAGCGCCAUGGCAGGGUACAGAAGGAGCACGGGCUACGAGAGUGCAAUGAGAUACGGGCCGCCCCCGGGUUACGGCAUUAGUGCUGGUGCUGACCAUAGCAUGGCUCGGAUGUACGGCAGCGAAGCAGCUUACAGGACUAACAGCUCAUUCUAUGGCGCGGUACCUCCCUAUCCCAUGCGGCGGUCGCCCUACGAGGAACGGGAUCCGUACGGUGUCGUGGACUACUACGAGAAGUACAGGGCCAGUUAUUAUGAAGAUCGUCGCGCUGUUCCCAUGCCUCCUCCUACAACCUCCUCCACGGGUUUAACGAGGGAGCGUCUGCCCCCCUCUAGCCACGACCUUUACGAGUGUCCUCCCUUCCCUCCUCCACCAGCCCCCGUCUCCUCAUAUUACCCACGUGAGCGGAGUCCGAUUCGGAGAGUCCCUGCCGAGGCAGAUGGAUACACAUACGAGCGCUCGCGCCUUUCCCCGGUGGCCGCCCUACAGAGAAGUUCUACCUACGAGGUUCCGCGGGAUCAGGGUGCUGAGCGGGCACGAUAUGCUUACUGAAUCUUGUCCCAUGAAAUCUGGGGAGAGCUUGGUGACUUCUAGUGGGGGGUAGGGUAGCCGAAGUGCCAUUGGUAUCAAACAUUAUAUCUCAUUGGUAGGAUUAGCGGUACCAGUCAGAUCUCUGCAUGUAAAGCGUGUGGGCUGUAAGAACUUAGCUUAAAAAUCCAAACCGCUUCUGAGUAGUCAUUCCAGGUUCAAAUAAAAAAUGCAGUAAGUCCUUAAAAGCUUUUGUCUUCUUUCUGUGUUGUUGUGUUAGUGCAGCUCUGAGAGAGUCUCGCCUUAUUUUAGAUGUUAAUUCUUUUAUCGAGGACCUUCUUGACGAGUGUAGUUACGUGUUUAUUAGGAAGACUUAGUUUGUAGAAACCAGUUACAUUAGUGCAUGUCUCGAGGUGUUUUCAGACUAUACAGCAGAUUUCUCCACACACAAAGACAAUGCAAACAUAUAGGAUUGUACUUUGUGAAACAUAUCGGGAACACGUCGUUUACCAAGUUGAAGAAGUUUAACUAAAUUGAGAAAUUAGCAUGAAGCUGUUUUGCAAACGUCUUUUAAGUUCUGAGCUCCUCAUGUCCUGAGAUUGACCAAACCUCUCUUAAAAAAAAAGAAGAAUUUUUUAAGUUGUUUGCUUGACGUCUUGCAGACAGAAUUGACAUCCAGACUUUUGACAAAUCUGCAUCUUGAUGUUGUUUUUCUUUAACGUUAUUUUCUCUUUAUUGCAUUUAAAUCUGCAGAAUCUGUUUGUUUUGGGUUCAUAGCGCUUUAAUAAGCCAGAUUCAAGCCAAGUUUUGACCUGCAAGGAAGGGUGCCAAAAUUUUUUCCGGUACUUCUAUACUUUCUGAAACAACAUUUUAGAACUAUUCGCUGUCGAGACAAGACCAAGACCAUAAAUAUCUCUGAAAAAUCAUCAUCUUGGAUGCCACUCACCCAUAACACCGGGAAGGUUGAGGCAGUAACCACAGGCUAAAAAUCAAACUAUAAAUGAAUUGAAGUUAUUUAUUCUUUUAAAAAGAGACGUUUUCCUUCUAAUCACAGUUAUGGUGGAAAAAUAGAUCAGUGGUGAUCUUGACCGGUCUUGAGUUUAAACCCACAGUCCGCCUGGUCUGAGACCGAGACCUUCAAAAAGUGGUCUCUCGAGACCAAGACUGAUUUCAAGUACUACAAUAGUAAUCUUCAGUCAUAGCGUGCAGCAGUUUGUCUGCAACUUUUAUUUAUUAAAAAUCCAGAAAACAAGUAUUGGAUGCCUCAGACUUCUGUUUUUGUUGCCGUGGUAACACAACAGGUGUCGAUAUUGUUUAAUUUUUACGAUAAAAACAAAUUGAGUUUUUAAAUUCUGGUAUCGUGACGGCCCUACGUGCUCGAUAGCAGAGAGAUACGGAGAAGGUUUCUUAAAGUGUUAUGAAUCCAAACAGGACUUCAGAUUGCCGCUGUAUGUGAAAGGGCAAAUAUUUGGUAGUUGUGUUGAAAACCGUGAGCAAACAUAAGUGAUCCUUUUGGUCAAACUUGCGUUAGAAAACAGAUGAAAAAUUGCUACACUUUCAGUUGAAAUACACUUCAAGGGUUACAAUUUCCUUAGCAGUAUGUCAUGUAUUGAUCUGUGCAUUUAAGUGUUUUUUUUACAACUUUAAACCAGGCGUUUUCAGACUGAGAGGUUCGUUUUUGAGAUCACACGACUGCUGGAAUAGCCAGCGGGUGGUUGGUAUACUCGCAUUACAUAUUGCAACACGGAGGAUUGCUUGGUCGUAGCUGUUGGUUUGUUUUGCCUCGUGGGAGUUCAAAAGAAGAGACUUCUUUCUGAAGCAGUCGGACUUCAUCGCUGGCCUCUUUUAUUUGUGUUUCGGUCCAGACUACCAAGCUUUUGUAGGAGUUUGAAAGCUCCCAUAUCGUCCUCAUGUUCUCCUCUCAUGUCGUCAGUCUGUAAAACCUUUAGAGCAGCUUUACAUGAUCUUAUUUAUCUGACACGAGUCAGUAAAAACCCUAAUUUUCAGCUGCUGUACUUUAAGGCCCCCCUCCCCAUGUGCCCACUCUCUUCUGAUUGGUCAGCUCUCUGGAAGCCUUCCUGGGGAGAACAGAAUGCUGCAGGGCUGCCAGGGGAGGGCUGCUCUCCAGAGCUGGGAGAAGAGAGUCUAUGUAAGAGGUUUCAGUGGCUCACGUAGAGGCUUGAAGCCGUCUGGUGAAAUUCUUGGUUUCACAUCGGGGAACUAUGGCGUGAUUUACAGAAUAAGUCGUUCAGCGCCCUCUGCAGACUCAUCCUGUGACUACAUCAACAUGCGUUAACCUCAUGAUCUGAAACUUUGCCCACGUUUAGUUUGAUCAUCCAGCAUUGUAACUCUAUAUGAGAGUUUUAAAAUCCAAUUUCUUGCCGGUUGAACCCCUGGUCUGAAAACGCUUUUGUUACAUGUUGCAUUAUGUGAAGCUAAAAUCGUAGAAAACUGUGCGCUUCAUCGUCUCCUCUGUUUAACCUGUGAACUGUCGCUCUUUUACCAAAUAUGGAUCUGCACAGUAGUAAAAAUAAAAAUAAAAAAACACAUGGUUUCCUUUCUGUGACUGGGUAAUAUCAAACCUUUUUGUGAAAUAAUUUUUCUGACGGUGCAUCCUGAUCAUGUUGUUUUUGUGACACAUCAGUUAAGAAAAUUCACUUUCAUUGUUGUAAUAAGUGUGAAGUUUCAUAUUAAACAAUUUAGUUUCAUGAUUAAAAUGACCUCUGAUGCC
Molecule: messenger RNA, 4075 nt
Organism: Labrus bergylta (ballan wrasse)
Lineage: Eukaryota; Metazoa; Chordata; Actinopteri; Labriformes; Labridae
Gene: rbm4.1
Product: RNA binding motif protein 4.1
Cellular component (GO): nucleus
Molecular function (GO): mRNA binding; zinc ion binding
Source: RefSeq, a predicted model, not a curated record